Fusarium subglutinans is the source of this 2679-nucleotide messenger RNA. RefSeq names its product pisatin demethylase cytochrome P450. The record is from RefSeq and is a predicted model, not a curated record. Gene Ontology annotation, molecular function: heme binding; iron ion binding; monooxygenase activity. The transcript is spliced from 8 exons. Bases 1 to 2679 code for a protein of 892 amino acids. Lineage: Eukaryota; Fungi; Ascomycota; Sordariomycetes; Hypocreales; Nectriaceae. Gene Ontology annotation, biological process: cytokinin biosynthetic process.
AUGGAAGCCACCAACCGAUUCCUGAUUGGUGUUUUUGGUCCUACAGGUGCUGGCAAGACCAAACUGGGAGCCUCCAUCGCCAAGUCUGUCCAUGGGCAAGUCAUCUCUGUUGAUAGCCUGCAGUGCUACUCCCCUGGGAGUAUUAUCACUGCUAAGCCCACUCCUGAAGAAACAGAUGGAAUCGACCACCAUAUGAUCGGAUAUUUGGAGGCUGACGAGGAGCCAACAAACUUUGUGGCCGAAGCAAUCAAAAAAUUGGAGGAACUCUAUGACCAUGGGGCUAUACCUGUAGUCGUUGGAGGCUCAACAUCGCUCACUUUGCCCCUCCUGCGCGAUGCUUUGAACCGUGGAUGGCGUAUGGCUGCUAUCACUCUGCUGCCUCACCAGUCUACCUAUCUCAGCAACAUCGAAUCCAGACUGGAUGAGAUGGUGGAGGCAGGUCUUUUGGAAGAACUUUCGGGUCUCAAACUCCUCGAAGACAAGCAUCUGAACGGAAAUCCCAACUUUCACAAGGGUAUUCGGAAGGCAAUUGGGUAUCAGGAGUUGUACCCAUAUCUGGAAGCUCGAAGGAGCGACAGUCAUUUUGAUCAGCUGCUCAAGACUGGGCUGGCCUCGAUGAAAGAAAAUACAUUUCAAUACGGGAUUUCGCAACUGGAAUGGAUUCGCCAAGCACUAUCCCCAUUUCUUCACGCCCAGAAAAUUGCGAAUAUGAGCCUUACGGUCGUUGACAAGGCAUCUUGGAUCUCGGAUGUUGAGAAACCUGCAAUUCGAAUGGCGAGUGAUUUCUGCCAUGCUUCAACUUCGCUCAGUUUCCAUUCGAUCAACGGACCAAAGCCUCGGGUACUCUGCAUCUUUGGUGGUUCGUCAUCUGGUAGCGACCCGUCCCAUAUUGAAGCUGCCAAGUCACUUGGCAGAGUCUGUCACGAAAACAGCAUCAAGCUUGUGUACGGAGGUAGCACAACUGGAGUGAUGGGCGCAAUCGCGAGCACUCUCGUUGAGCUUUCUGGUCCUGAUGCUGUACAUGGUAUCAUUCCAGAGGCACUACUUAAACACGAAGCCAAGGAAUCAGGAAGACACCCUAAGGAUCCUGCUUACGCCAGAUACGGUAAGCAGACCGUUGUUAAGGAUAUGCAUACUCGAAAGCGCUUGAUGAUCCAAGAGGUGAUCGAUGGGCGCGAGGGAAGUGGAUUCGUUGGGCUGAGUGGUGGCUAUGGCACUCUCGAGGAGCUCUUUGAGGUGAUAACUUGGCAUCAGCUGGGUAUCCAUGACCGUGGUGUCUGUGUACUCAAUACAGGCGGUUUUUUUGACGGGCUAGUCAAUUGGCUAGGCGUUUUGACUCAUCUAUUCAUUUUCCGGCGAGGUGAAUGGAACCUCUACGUUUUGAACAUCUUGCAAGCUUUUGCUGUCCUCGAAAGCAUUUUGAUAUACUUUGUUGCUCGAGCUGUCGAGGGUGAAGAUUCCAAUAUAUGGAAAGUCACUGCCAUAUCGUCAUGUUCCACACUAUCAACCUUGAUAGGACUGUCAAUUAGCAUGCUCAUCUACCGUGGCUGGUUCCACCGAUUGCGUCGAUUUCCAGGCCCUUUUUGGGCCAGGCUGUCUAAUCUGUACAUUACGUUUCGCGCCUUCAAGAAAUUUUGUCUUUUUGAGGAGGUGCAGCAGUUGCAUAGAAAGUAUGGGGAUAUUGUUCGGAUUGGGCCUAGCGAGCUAUCUAUCAUAGAUCCGCGUGACUUGCAAGCUCUCCAUUCGAACAGCUCCCCUUGUACUAAAGGCCCUUGGUACAGCAUCGAACACCCCAUCAAAGCUCUACAGAUGACCAGAGAUAAAGAGGAGCAUGCCUAUCGACGUAAUGCAUGGGACUUGGCGUUCAGCUCCAAGGCACUUCGAGAGUAUGAAGCACGCGUGGCUGGUUACACUUCCCAACUCGUUGAGCAGAUAGAGGCAUCCCAAGGCACCCCGAUCGACGCAUCUUUAUGGUUUAAAUUUUAUAGCUUUGAUGUUAUGGGAGACUUGGCCUUUGGGAGAACUUUCGAUAUGCUCAAGAAUGGAACAGCACACACAUUUAUGGAACUAGUCCAUUCCAACAUGCUCAUGGCUGGUUCUCUGAGUCACUUGUCCUGGAUCUUUCCAAUGCUUAAACGCAUUCCGAUAUUAAAUCAGAAGAAUCUCGAGUUUCAGGAAUGGCUCAAGCAACAAGUCGACUGGAGACAGAAGAAUAAGCCGGAUUUGCCGGAUGUAUUUUCAUGGAUCCUCUCUGUCUACAACGCUCUCAACAAGCCGACUGCUCAAGAUAAUAUCAAUUUACGUGGAGAUGCUCAGCUUAUCGCUGUAGCGGGCAGCGAUACUACUGCGGCAUCACUUACCUGUCUUUUCUUCGAGCUGGCGAUUAAUCCAGAAACUUGCCUUACACUACGAAGAGAACUUGAUCAACAUUACGCAGAGCAUGACAAGCCGGACCAUUCAAGUCUAUCAAAGCUCAGAUAUCUGCAAGCUUGCAUUAACGAAACUAUGAGACUCUAUCCGGCUAUCCCAUCAGGCUUACAGCGAGUGACUCCGCCUGAGGGUCUUGAUAUUGGCAACACGCAUCUCCCAAGCGAUACGAUAGUAACAAUUCCAACUUACACGUUUAAUCGAGAUGAAAGACUCUUUACGCAAGCCGACAAGUUUAUCCCAGAGCGCUGA